This is a messenger RNA of Tympanuchus pallidicinctus (lesser prairie-chicken), 4006 nucleotides long. It is a transcript of the gene CFAP91, whose product is annotated as cilia and flagella associated protein 91. Gene Ontology annotation, molecular function: glycine-tRNA ligase activity; ATP binding. The transcript is spliced from 16 exons. Gene Ontology annotation, cellular component: cytoplasm. Gene Ontology annotation, biological process: glycyl-tRNA aminoacylation. NCBI's taxonomy places the organism in Eukaryota, Metazoa, Chordata, Aves, Galliformes, Phasianidae. Bases 126 to 2345 code for a protein of 739 amino acids. The record is from RefSeq and is a predicted model, not a curated record.
CCUCCGUUGCCCCGGUGACGGCGGGCGUCCGCCGCCAUCAGCCGCGCAGCGUCUCCGCAUCCCGCGGGCGGCUUCCGGUCGGACUCUCCGCCGCCUCCACGGUAGAAGUACCAGUCUUCACAAGUAUGCUUAGUAGCUUGCUCCAUUUCCCGGGCUAUGGGCUGUGCUUGGAGGGCAAAGAUGCAGUGCCUCCAUUUAUUGAUCGAAGAUGGAGAGAGAGGGCUCAGCGGCGCCUGAAGGCUCUUCAGCAGCUUGCAGUAGGUCAAACUUCUCUUCACAUACCCCAAAUGGUGUAUGAAGAUCCUGAAGUUACUGGAAGGAAUCGCUACAAAUAUUUUGCAAGACCUCUUGUCCCUCCUAACAAGCUGCUUCCACUAGAUGUUUCUUAUGUGAUUGCAAAGACAGAGCCCAAUGUCUAUUUAUCUACAAGAGACAGCGAGAUCUUUGGUCCCAAAAUACGAACUUUUGGCACACAGACCGAUUACAGGGAUGGUGAAGCCCAGACAGAUCCAUAUUCCCCUGAAUAUGUAGUUCCCAGUGGCUCAGUCCCCGAGCUUCUGACACUUGCUACUCUCACUUGGGGCCGGGGGCUACCAGCAGGACUAGCCGAAGUGGAGAUGAUUGAACGUGCCCGGGAAAAACGUGCAUGGGAAGCAACUCUUCCAGCCAUGGACAGUGCCUCGAACACUGCAAAGAGGAGGAAAAUGAUGGAGGAAAUGGAGAGGAAGGAAUGGGCUUUUAGAGAACAGGAAAUAGAAAAGUUGCAAGAGAUUCGACUGGAAGUCUUUAAGAAGCUGCUGCAGAGGCGAGAGGAGAGACAAAAUGAGCUGGAUGCCAAGCGCUUGGAUGACCACUGGCAAAAUCAUCAGAAGGCUAAAGAAGAGAAAAUAAAAAAGAUUCAGCGCGAUUUUGCACUGAUGCUCAGGAAACUGAUAGCUAAGAAGAAGAAUGUGAUGGGGAAGCUGGAAAGACGCAAUAUCAUCAAAGAAUAUACUGACUUUGCAUCACAAACAUAUGCUCCUUUGUCUAGGAUUGGGUAUUUCCCAGACAACCAUUCUGAACACUAUGUUGUAAAAAACUUCUAUCUUAAAACCUUUGCAGGACUGUGCGAACUGGAAGCAUCUCUCCCAGAUUCUGUCACCCAGGUCGAAAUUAAAGCUCCAAAGCCUAAAAACAACAUCACUAAGACUGGAUAUAUUAAAAGAUCAGCAAGGCUAGAAGUGGAGCUGGCACUGGUUCACCAGGCACUGUUGGAGAAGAAGAAUAAAGUCAAGGAGCCAAAGAAGCCUCUUCACUUCCUUGAAAAAGUAGAAAAGCCUGUCCCUCGUCCCCCUACUCCAAUUUUGGAAAAACCAUCAAUUGAGGAAGAGGAAAGAGAACUGGCAGUGAUCUGCUUGCAGAAAUUGCUCCGAGGCAGGGCUAUUCAGAACAAGAUGUUUGAAGAGAAGGAGAAGAGGCUGGAACUGAUCCAAGAGCUGCGCACCACUCAUGCACUUCAAGAGAAUGGACAACUGCUUCUGAAAGUACAGGAGAAAAUGACCCGGGCCUUACAGCAGCAGCAUGACUUGAAAAUGCACAAGCUGUCAUCAAUGGAAAGCCACUUGGCCUGGGAAGAAGGAAGGGCACUGGCAAACAUGUUUGAUUUCCUAUCCAAAGAACUGCUGAGGCUGCAAGAAGAGCGGAGGAUCCAUGCUUUUGUCAUGCUGGCUGAGAGGACCAGGCGGAUGCGGGAAGCGGAGGAGAGUGGGCGCCGACAGGUGGAAGAGAGGCAGCGGCAGGAGGAAGAUGAGAUCUUCAGACAGGUGGUGAAAAUGCACCAGAGCACUGUUGACUCCUACUUGGAAGACAUUAUCUUAAGUAGCAUGGAGAACACAGCUGAAGAGCAAGCAAGGGAAGAAGUUCAGAGAAUGGCUGUAGAAAUCAAUGACAUUGCUUAUGAACUGGAAAGAAGUCGAACUCACCUACAGUCAGAAGAGAUUGUAGCAGAGCUGGUUUAUGCUUUCCUGAUACCAGAGAUUGAGAAAAUGUCUAUCAGAGAAAAAGUGAGGCAAUCCCAAAGGAAACACAUCUAUGCUGCUCAUCAGAUCAUCCAUGGGAGUGUGGAAGAGUUAUUGGCUGAUCCAGCAUUACACCAGGAGAUGCCUGCCAGCAAGAUGAGGGGAGCUCCUCCUGUUGAGACAGCCAGCACUGCUUUGGGCAGGACCAACAGUGGACAGACUGUGGCUGAUAGCUCUCACUCUGCCCCAAUUGCACAGGAUGUGUGUAAACCUCAGCGUGAAGAGAGCCCACAGGAGCCAGCAGUGAGCCCUGCUGAUGGACCAGACAAAGAUGGCAUGGCCUCCUAGAGAUAUGAAUACGGUGAGUUUCCCUUCCCCUCACUGAUCUGAGCUCAGAGCAUAGGGAAGGAGAUAGAAGCACAUUACAUUUACUUUUUCCAAGGCGUCCAGAAUGCAAAAUUCAUUAUUUGACCCUUCAACUGCCCACCAGCUAUGCUGUCUUGGAACCAAACAACAGUGUGACAGUCCCAGUCCAACCCCUCUACCCAUCGACCACUGAACCUCAUUAGCUAAUUUUUCUCUUCUAAUUAUUAGAGAAGUUUGAGUGAGAGACCACUUUUGAUAUUCUUACUUGUAUUCCUGGAGCAGGCCAACAGUGAUGUGCUCCUGAGCUUUUGAUGGUGCUUCCUUUUAUCAGUAACACUGAAUGACAAAACAUUCCAGCAGUGGGAUGUAUCAAGGUGAGCCCCUGCACACAGCUUUUCUCAAGCACAUCCCACUGCUUGCCUUAAUGGAGUAAAGCAGAGAGCAAGUUGUAUCAACAGCACCACUUAUGGGCAUUGUAGUUGAAUGAAACCCCUCUUUGAUGAGCUACUAAUUGUGCCAGACCUUGCACCAUCUUUUCAUGUCAUGCACUUAGGAAAGACACCCUUGGCCUCAGUGAGAGGCUUCUGCCAGCCAGGCAGCCUCUGUCACUAACAAUCAGAUCUGGACCUCUUUGUGCUUUUUCUCAUCCUGAUGGAGACCACUUCUGGGUAGUACCUUAUUUCUUAGAACAGCAUUAGUCGCUCUGCCCUUCAUCUAUGGGGGAAAAGCAGGAAGAAUGCUGGCACAUUCUGAUGUGCAGGCAGGGGUUGCUCAGGCUCAGGAUGCCAGCAGCCAGCGGGCCGUAGACACAGGCAGUGAGACACAGCAUCUGAGCAGGAAGCUGUCAGCUCUCCAGCACUCACCUGUCAAAACUCUCUGGGUUCAGCGUCUCAGAGGUACGUUUAUACCAAUCCCAACAUCAAACUCAAGCACAGCCAUGACCAAACACCUCAAAUGCUUGCUUACUCACCGUUCCUAGAGUUAUAACUUACUCAGCAAUGCCAGUGCGUAUGAUAUCUGCGUACUUCCAGCACCUCUUUGGACCUGAUUACCUGUGCUUUGUGUUGGGGAGCCACAGGCAUGGUCCAGCUCCAGCUAAUUGUGAGCAUUGCUCCAUUCCUUCAAAACCAGCAGUUGUUCAAAAAUCCAGGCCCACCAGGGCAUUUCUGGAAAUAUUUUGCAUCACUUUUCCACUCAGUGGACUGAAGUGGGCGAGUGGCAGAUAGAAGAGAGAGAGGAAAAAAAAAAUGGAGUACUCCUGUAGUCCACUGAGCUGUAAAUGAGGACUGGAGAGAGGAACACUGCUGCACCACAAUGCCAUUGCCAGGCUGUCAGCCCUGGACCAGGGGCACCAGACAAGAAGGGGGUGGGGGGGCUCUCAGCCUCUGUAAUGCUGUGAAGUCUGGCAGGAGUCAGAGAUGGGUGAUGGGUUUUGGUGAGGAUGCUGUGAGGAUGAGUGUGGCAGGGUUUAUGGACUGGGGAAAAUUCCCAUGGUGUUCCUCGCAAAGCACUGGAAACAAAGGUAACAAAUGUAGAAACAGAAAGCAAAAUCACAGAGUGUGGGAGGAGCGGGUUUGCAGGGCAUUGGUUCCUUUGCCUCAGGCCACCUUGGACAAAUUUAGCCUGGUUGAAAGAGGGGAUAA